Messenger RNA from Colossoma macropomum (tambaqui), 2458 nucleotides. RefSeq names its product tyrosine 3-monooxygenase/tryptophan 5-monooxygenase activation protein, theta polypeptide b (gene ywhaqb). NCBI's taxonomy places the organism in Eukaryota, Metazoa, Chordata, Actinopteri, Characiformes, Serrasalmidae. Gene Ontology annotation, biological process: signal transduction. The record is from RefSeq and is a predicted model, not a curated record. Gene Ontology annotation, cellular component: cytoplasm.
GCGACGGCCUACAACAACACUUUCGGUUGAUGGUGACUAAUGCGUUUUUUUAUCAUCCAUCCAAGUCUAAAGAGGAUCAAUCCGGCGGAGCGGAAAUCAUCACUUCUGAGCUUCUUUGAAGACUAAGAAGGAACGUUGUCCACUCCAGUCAUUUGAUUAGCCAACAGACCACUUCUACUCUCUCAAACAGCUGUUAGGCUUUCGUGGCCCAUAGACUUUUGUUGCUCAAGCACAGAUAAAUUAAGAAAGCAAACACAGAAUGGAUAGAACAGAGCUUAUUCAGAAGGCCAAAUUGGCAGAGCAAGCCGAGCGUUAUGAUGACAUGGCGGCUUCCAUGAAGGAGGUGACGGAGGCUGGGACCGAGCUGUCGAACGAGGAGAGGAACCUGCUGUCCGUUGCCUACAAGAACGUGGUAGGUGCCCGGAGAUCAGCCUGGAGGGUUAUAUCCAGCAUUGAGCAGAAGACCGAAGGGAGCGACAAGAAGCUUCAGAUGGUCAAAGAAUACCGGGAGAAAGUGGAGUCUGAACUCAGAGACAUCUGCAAUGAUGUAUUGGAGCUGCUGAGCAAAUAUUUAAUUGAGAAUUCCACAAAUCCCGAAAGCAAGGUCUUUUACCUGAAGAUGAAAGGAGACUAUUACAGAUACCUUGCCGAAGUCGCCUCUGGAGAUGACAGGAAAGCCACCAUAGACAACUCUCAGGAUGCGUACCAAAAAGCAUUUGAUAUCAGCAAGACAGAGAUGCAGCCAACACACCCGAUUCGCCUAGGCCUGGCCCUGAACUUCUCCGUCUUCUUCUACGAGAUCCUGAACUCCCCAGAGAAGGCCUGCUCCCUCGCCAAACAGGCAUUUGAUGAAGCCAUAGCAGAGCUUGAUACACUGAAUGAAGAGUCUUACAAAGACAGCACCCUCAUCAUGCAGCUGCUAAGAGACAACCUCACAUUAUGGACAUCUGACAACGCAGCGGAAGAGGGAGAGGGAGGCGAAGGAGGAGAAAACUAAGGCUCAUGAGGAGGAAAAAAACCUUUUUACACAUCUCCAUUCCUUAUUAUUCUACCUUAAUUCUUCUAGUAAAGAAAAACCCACUGUCAUUCAAGAGCUGUUUAUGGAAAAAAAAAUCCAAUCAUUUAGUCUUUUCACAGUGCAGCUUUUGGAUGAGGAAAGAUUAAUUGGGGCGCAAGACCUUCCAUUCCUUGGUUUGUGUUUGUUCUGGCCUUCUGUUGCGUGCCGUCUCUGCUGUAGAAAAGUAUGACUAGCUUCGUUUUAUACCAGCAUCUUAAAAUUUAGUUAAAGAGAGAGACAUGCUUUUCGUUAGAUUUUGUUCCAGUUGAUUAUGUUUAAGACUUGUUGCAGGGAUAUUUAAUAUUUAGAUAACAGUUCUCUCACACACAAUACUGUUCUCAUAUAUCACCUCUCACGGUCGUAUAUCGCACCUCAGUACUGCCGUGUUAUGGGUCAUGCCACUGAAAUCCAUGGUGAGUCUCACUUCUAAUACUGAGCAGACUCUCAAGACUGCCACGUACAGAAAAUGGAGGUUUCUAAUUUAAACCCUUGUGUAGUUUAUGGAUGCCAUCAGAUAAUGUGUUUGCUCAGUGUGUUUGGUAAAAUAUUUACUCACUGUCAUUUUCAUGAGGCUGUUAACAUUGGCGUGGUCACUUUUGCUUGUGUCCUUUCUUAAAGGGGAGGAAUCAGGAGCACUAAUUUGGUUGUUACAUUGUGAACUGAAUUGAACUGAGAAUUAGAACUUUCUUUAAGUAGAAUAUUCAGAAUCUAUAGAACUGUGAUUUGUAGUGAUACUAUCCCCAUUGAUACUAAUUAAUUUGUCUCUAAAACUGGUAGCACCCAAUCUCUCAGUACUUGGGCGUGUUCAGCAGGGCAUAAUACCGCACAACACUUAGGUAGAAUCAAGUUUUAUAGUUUGAACUUGCUUAUUUAGUGUAUGUGAGCAUGUGUGACCUGUUACUAAUAUCACUGCAGCAUUUCACUACUGAACAUGGCCAAAUCAACUGACAUCUCACAGUUUGGUGACUUUGUUAUUAUUAUUUUUUUUUUAUUUGCUUUGAUGGCUGCUUGAAUUCAAAGCUCACAUCCCACUAUGGUUAUGAUACACAUUUCACCUGAAGCAUGAAUUGGAAAGGAAGCGGAAACAGCAGUUUGGCACUUAAGAGAUUAAAUGAAUUGAUGGAAGUUGAAUAAGGUAUGACCCAUGCAUGUCCUUGUUUAAGUACACCGGAAUGGGACUUGGCAUAUGUGCCAAGAUCAGGGUCCAGUUUAAGUACUUUUCAUUGCAGAUUUGUGCACGUGUGAGGGUGCGUGGUUGUCCAGUGAGUGUUGGAAUAGAUUUGGACCACUUAUUGUGUUUUGCUAAUCAUCAAUUGUAGUCUCCAAAAGCCUUGUGGACAUGUUUUACUCCCUGUGUAACACUUAUGUAACAUGAAUAAAAAGGACAUUUUAUAAACCAAA